Molecule: messenger RNA, 2772 nt
Organism: Orbilia oligospora ATCC 24927
Lineage: Eukaryota; Fungi; Ascomycota; Orbiliomycetes; Orbiliales; Orbiliaceae
Exons: 1
Coding region: 1-2772 (923 amino acids)
Molecular function (GO): protein binding
Source: RefSeq, a predicted model, not a curated record
AUGGCUGCACAAAAUCCAACAGAUGCAACCCGGACACCCUUUUACACGCUACCCAACGAAAUUCUAGUCCAAAUCUUCAGUAACAAAUCUUUAUCAAACAAAGAUCUUACAAACGCCCAGUUAACAUGCAGGCUCUUCAAGGAUAAUAUCCAAUCUUUCAUUACUUCUAAUCGACACUAUAUCUUUAGAGUUGAUGAGGUCUCACAGCCAACCUGGAAGCUCAUCCGUUAUUUGAUAAAUAACCCGGAGUUAAACUCAGGCCACCAAAUCGUCUCAAUUACGGUGGAAUGGCACCGAAGGGUCGCAAAGUCGGAAGAUACUUGGACAAAACCUUGGUUUUGGAUAGCUGCCGAUGAAUCAAAACUCGAAUCCCUCUUCUAUAAGUACCGAUUAACCGACAAUACUCGAUCAAACAUUUUACACCAUGGCAGAAAUUCGGAGUCCUUACUGCCCCUGUUAUUAUAUUUUACACCGAAUUUAAAAAUUUUGGAUCUUGGGAACAUAGAUGGACGUAUUGUUGAUGGUACUAGAGCAGAAUGCACCUCGAGUUUUGACGUCCUUAGAUCCUACUGGGAUAGAUCUCCUGACCGAGCAUAUCGCGACGAGCCAGGAACACUCGAAAGCGAUGGAACGUUGUUUUUCUUCGACAACCUCGAAUGUUCGGAUUCCCUACCAGCCCUGAGAGGUCUUAAAUAUUUCAGCAUGAAAUGUCGAGAUGAAACUAGUAAUCGUCACUCUGAAAUGACUCUCCCACCCAUUCUGGGACUACCUAGUAUUGAAAGUAUUCAAGCUUCGUUUACCACAAGUGGCAGCCGGAACAUAUCUGGAUACGGCCCUAACUACGAUUUCGGUGCCAAAAGCACGUCGAGUGUCAAAUUCCUGGAGCUCAGCGUAUCCGGUACCGGCGGCCAUUCUCAAGAAUACUUUUUUUCGCUCGCAAAAUUAACCGGCAAUCUCUCUCACGUCAACAUAAGCAGAAAAUACAAGGCUGGCGAAAUUACGAGGACGUUAGAAGGUGACGAGGAAAUCGCAAGAACUUUCCUUCAAUACAACAGGACCACACUUCAGUCGUCUAAGAUAUUUAUCAAUGGUGGAGGUUUCAAUGACGAUGGGAAAUAUGCCGGAGAUGCGAAAAGACGUAAAAUGGUCUUUGAGAAGCAAAGAUUAUUCGAACUAACCCGCUGCCGUGGUCCGAGUUCACACCCGCCUUCACCAUUUAUCGCUCUGAAACCGCUCCUUCUUUCACAUAUAAUACCUCAUCUCAGCCGAGCCGACAUCUAUAACCUCAUGUUAUCAUGCAAGGUCUUAAAAGAUAUUUGCCAACGGAACCUUUGGUCCAUUUUUCUAUUUCCUAAAGCCGAGGAUAUAAAGACCCGUCCAUUAAAAGAGCGAUGCCUCAACGUCAAUAAUUGGGCGGAAUUGGAAAAAACAAUCGAAAAAUAUGGAAUAAAGGACAUCGAAAAUCUUGAAACCCUUGGUGUUGGUGACGAGGUUUUCGUCCCCAGUGACGGAGGCAUUUAUGACACAAGAGUCAACAAAAAGCGGGUGUUUACCAUUUUCUCGGAUCAACUUCGAAACGGCAGUACCCCGAACCUCAAGUUGGUCAGUAUCCAACUGGGCUGUUAUGGUGGACAGUGUAGUCCUUUCCAUCCGCUCUUCGAUACGUCGAGUUUUCCUUCCAUGUUUGGAGGGUUCGGAUUCUCUUCCAGGCCCCCUUCCACAAUGCCAUCUGAAAACGCCUCUGAAAACGCUUGCAAGGAUUUUUUGACGCUGAUAAAAAACUAUUCUGAACCACUUCCUCCCUCAAAAUUCUCACUUCACCUUACAAUCAAUAUCCAGAGCCAUUACAACAGCGAAGCCCUCCUAGCGUACUGCGAUCUUACAAAACUAACAAAGCUCCAGUUAAUCGGCAAAGGUUGCAGAAAUCUGACAGAUGCUACUCUACAGCUCGAUAGACUAGUAGAAAUCCUUUCAAUAGUGUCCUCAGUACCAAACCAACAACUAAAAGGCUUGGAAAUUGAUGCGUUCGGAUAUAAAGAUAAUGAAGAUGCCGAGCCAUCGGAAUAUUGGGAAGGCCUACAAGAAAAGCUUGAGGUUUUGCAGGGUUUGGUCUUUAGAUUAACGAAGUUAAGGAGAUUGAAGGUGGAGGGCUCUAUCUUCGAUCCAUCAUUUAUCCUCCUCCCACCACCCAACGUUAAGAGUCUAUCCUACAGCGGUAGAAACACGCCCCCGAUAUGGUGGGAAACAUUCUCGAAAUACCCAUUUACGGGACUGGAAUAUCUGACUCUGAUAUUCAAAUAUUGGACUUCAAACGUCAAACUCCCCGCCCUAAAAAAUAUCCAAUUAUCCAGUUUGAGGGAAAUAACAAUCAAUGACGAUGCUUAUGACAAAUAUUCCGGAUCUCAUCCACCGGGGUUCAUAAAUCUCAUUGUCAACACUAACCCCGGUUUAUCACCCCGUUGCCUCCAGGCCAUUGCGGAUAAAAAAGCCGAUAGGUGCAAUUAUUACAUGUCUUGGAGGAUCCCAAAGAUUAUAGAGUUGUGUGGUGGGGAAUUGGAAGGGAUGCUUAAGGCCGCGGUGGCGGGGUAUGCGAAGAAAUUGAUUGAUGAAGUAACGGUGGAGAAGAAAGGGGUGUUGAACGAAAGGUUUGAUGAGGAGGUGGAGGAUGAGGUGGCUGGAUUGGUGGCUGAAGAAUUUGAGAAAGUGAUGGUUGGGAUUUUUGCGGAGAAGUGUAAGGAGAUUAUUAGGGGUGGGUUGCAAUGGAGCGAUUGA